UUCUACUGAAAAUAUGUUCUCUGUCUCCUCUGUAUGCAAGAGUUUCGCUCAAGUUGCUACAUGCCCAACUGUCACUUAGACAGUUUGCGGAGGUACCUAUAAAUAUCCAAGCUAGGCAAAGCUAUGUGGGCUUGUUCUCUAACUGACUCUGCACUGAGUGUUGUGACUAGCUCCAGGUUUGCAAAUCUUAAUAAAGCUUGCUGUUUGAGAAUCUACAGUCUCUCUUCCUUUCAAUAGAAUUUCCACGACACUCGGCUCAUAAGAACUUCAGUGACGUAUAUAUUAUGUUUAAAUACGUUAUUUAUCCGACAUCGACGUGCAGCUAUAAACUGCUCAGAAGUCCGCAGACUCGUUGAGGAGGGGGCUCACCUUUCACAGACACAGCGUCGUUUCAAAGAGAAUAAGAACAACAGUCAGAAGUUAAAAACCUGGCCGAGCCCCGCAGAGUUGUUCUUCACUUAUUUAAAUGGUGUUGGGCACCCGUUGACGAUUCAGAAACUACUAAACAGAAUCCCAUGUGCUGCCAUGGACAGUGUGAAGAUGGAAUCUGUCCAGAUUAAAGAGGAGUUCCCUGAACUUGAACUUGUCCCCAUUAGAGUGGAGUUCUCUGGGCUGGCUUCCCUCCCCAUUAAACAGGAGCUCUGUGAGAUGCAAUGUGACAGCAGUCAGCCAGAGGACUGUGAGAUUAAAGCUGAACACAAUGAAUUGGAGAUCCCCCAGACAGAAGAACCCCUUCCUGUUAAACAAGAAGAGGUGCUGGAAACUGUCUGUAUUAAACAGGAGCCCCCUGAAGUAGAGUUUGACCACAUGGAACCAGUGAAGGAAGAAUCUGAGGACUUCAAACCAAACAUCCCUGAGCUGGAGCCUGUACGCCUGCGGGAGUGUAGUGUGGUGCUGGAGAGAAUCUGCGUGAGAGAGCAAGGCGCUGGAGAGGAAGGCUCUCCCAACAGCACGCAAGGAGGUGGAAAGGAAGACGGGCGCUCCCAUUCAGAAUGCAGUCUAGCAGGUUCCAGUCCAGCAGCUAAAGCGAGGGCGGGCGGUGGAGAAUAUCCUGACUGUGGGAAGAGUUUCAUUAGCUUAGGAAACCUGAAAACACACCAGCAAAUUCACACAGGAGAGAAACUGUAUCGCUGCUCUGACUGUGGGAAGAGUUUCAGAAAUUCAGGAUCACUGAAAAGACACCAACGAAUUCAUACAGGAGAGAAACCGUAUUGCUGCUCUGACUGUGGGAAGAGUUUCAGUCAAUCAGCACCCCUGAAAGCACACCAGCGAACUCACACAGGAGAGAAACCAUAUUGCUGCUCUGACUGUGGGAAGAGUUUCAGUCAGUUAGGACACCUGAAAUCACACCGGCAAAUUCACACAGGAGAGAAACCGUAUUGCUGCUCUGACUGUGGGAAGAGUUUCAGAAAUUCAGGAACACUGAAAAUACACCAGCGAAUUCAUACAGGAGAGAAACCGCAUUUCUGCUCUGACUGUGGGAAGAGUUUCAGUCAAUCAGCACCCCUGAAAGCACACCAGCAAAUUCACACAGGAGAGAAACUGCAUUGCUGCUCUGACUGUGGGAAGAGUUUCAGAAAUUCAGGAACACUGAAAAUACACCAGCGAAUUCAUACAGGAGAGAAACCGUAUUGCUGCUCUGACUGUGGGAAGAGUUUCAGUCUGUUUGGACACCUUAAAUCACACAAGCAAAUUCACACAGGAGAGAAACCGUAUUUCUGCUCUGACUGUGGGAAGAGUUUCAGUCAAUUAGCACCCCUGAAAGCACACCAGCAAAUUCACACAGGAGAGAAACCAUAUUGCUGCUCUGACUGUGGGAAGAGUUUCAGUCGCUUAGGAAACCUGAAAACACACCAUAAAAUUCACACAGGAGAGAAACCGUAUCGCUGCUCUGACUGUGGGAAGUGUUUCAGGCAUGCAGACUCCCUGAAUAAACACCAGCGAAUUCAUACAGGAGAAAAACCGUAUUGCUGCCCUGACUGUGGGAAGAGUUUCAGAAAUUCAGGAACACUGAAAAUACACCAGCAAAUUCAUACAGGAGAGAAACCGUAUUAUUGCUCUGUCUGUGGGAAGAGUUUCAGUCUGUUUAGACACCUGAAAUUACACCAUCAAAUUCACACAGGAGAGAAACCGUAUUGCUGCUCUGACUGUGGGAAGAGUUUCAGAGAAAGAAGAACCCUGACAAAACAUGAGCGAAUUCACUCAGGAGAGAAACCGUAUCGCUGCUCUGACUGCGGGAAGAGCUUCAGAGAAAGAGGAACCCUGACAAAACAUGAGCGAAUUCACACAGGAGAGAAACCGUAUUGCUGCUCUGUCUGUGGGAAGACCUUCAAAAAUUCAGGAACACUGAAAACACACCAGCGAAUUCAUACAGGAGAGAAACCGUAUUUCUGCUCUGACUGUGGGAAGAGUUUCAGGCAUGCAGACUCCCUGAAUAAACACCAGCGAAUUCAUACAAGAGAGAAACCGUAUCGCUGCUCUGACUGUGGGAAGAGUUUCAGUCAGUUAAGUAACCUCAAAAAACACACCAGCAAACUCACACAGGAGAGAAAUUGUAUCAGUGCUCUGACUGUGGGAAGAGUUUCAACAAGUUAGGACAUCUUCAAACACACCAGUGAAUUCACACCAGAGACAAACCCUAAGGACCAUGUUCAUUCAGAAAGAAACAUUACCUUACAUCAGCGCUCCAGAUAAGGUUUUGGGUCUGGGAGUAACUUACCCUUUUAACACUGAGAGUAAAAUGUAUUUUCAGUGGGUAAAAUGCAACAUUACCUUGAAGUCCUGAGUAAUCUCGAUAAAUACUGUACAAUCUUUGAUGGUAAUGGGCAGGCAUUAAAAAAAAGCCUUCCAUUUUAACUGCAAUGUUUCUUUGAACUACGGCACAACCACAGCUCUACAAGGUUCUUUAUCGGUUCAGCACAUCUUUUUUCCAGGUAUCACACUGACUCUGCAAAUCAAUUACGUUAUAUUUUAACAUUAACCUCUUUUGCGAUACAGACAUACCUGGCACGUCAUGAUUAAAAACAUGGUUAAAAAUGUUUUAAAAAAAAAUAAAAAUCUGGAUUACUGUUUUUUCCCUCGGGGUUUUUCAUUGAGGAGUUAUUACACAACAUAUUAAUGUCAUUAUAUUACACAGAUAAAAUAUAUUUGAUGUGAUGCAGUUGUUAAAUGUAAUUUACAGCCUGUUUGAAUGCAAGCAGUGACCAUCUUUGGCUUGUACAGGAAACAUCCAGAAUGAAUUUAAAACAAUCUGUGUGUAACUUUUGAUUUCUUUUCAAUGAGGAUUGAUAAUAAAAAAAGUUUACCUUUUGAUUAGUAGCUGUUUUAUCGAGCUGUGCUUCAUGAAAUCAGCUUUGAAGUUACAUACGACUAUUUGUCUAUGUCUUGUUUUGUUCAUGUGACAGAGAGGAAGAUACUUCCUGCUCCUGACUGUCAUCGUGUGACACCAUUGUAAUGCACCGAGCGUGUGGGAGCUACUGUAUCAUCGUGUGACACCAUUGUAAUGUACAGAGCGUGUGGGAGCUACUGUAUCAUCGUGUGACACCAUUGUAAUGCACCGAGCGUGUGGGAGCUACUGUAUCAUCGUGUGACACCAUUGUAAUGUACAGAGCGUGUGGGAGCUACUGUAUCAUCGUGUGACACCAUUGUAAUGCACCGAGUGUGUGGAGCUACUGUAUCAUCGUGUGACACCAUUGUAAUGCACCGAGCUUGUGGGAGCUACUGUAUCAUCGUGUGACACCAUUGUAAUGCACCGAGCGUGUGGGAGCUACUGUAUCAUCGUGUGACACCAUUGUAAUGUACAGAGUGUGUGGGAGCUACUGUAUCAUCGUGUGACACCAUUGUAAUGCACCGAGUGUGUGGGAGCUACUGUAUCAUCGUGUGACACCAUUGUAAUGUACAGAGUGUGUGG
Messenger RNA from Acipenser ruthenus (sterlet), 3910 nucleotides. RefSeq names its product zinc finger protein 883-like. Gene Ontology annotation, biological process: regulation of transcription by RNA polymerase II; central nervous system development. Gene Ontology annotation, cellular component: nucleus. Bases 526 to 2595 code for a protein of 689 amino acids. The record is from RefSeq and is a predicted model, not a curated record. Gene Ontology annotation, molecular function: DNA-binding transcription factor activity, RNA polymerase II-specific; RNA polymerase II cis-regulatory region sequence-specific DNA binding. NCBI's taxonomy places the organism in Eukaryota, Metazoa, Chordata, Actinopteri, Acipenseriformes, Acipenseridae. The transcript is spliced from 4 exons.